AUGAAGUCGGCCUCUGCCCCGUCAAAUGACCCGUUCGAUGACCUUUUCUCCUCUUCAGCUUCUGGCGCCGCGGCCCCGGCUCCGGCUCCGGUUCCGACUGACGGCGCCCCCUCGUCCAUCGCCAAUGAUGACAUCUUCGGGUUUUUCACCACCCCGGCGGUCCCGCAGUCGCAGCCGCAGCCGCAUGUCUCCACGGCCUCCCCCUCGAUGGACAGCGCAAGCAACGCCUCUGACUGGGACUUUGUCAAGGCUCCGGCGUCCCUAUCGUCGAUGACCUCGCCAGCCCAGCCGCCGGUGGCCGCGAGCAGCGCCUCGCAUCCGGCUUCGGGCGACCUGCUUGGACUUGGCUUGGGCCCUGCGGUCGUCGGCUCGCAGACAGCCUCGCCGUCCACGUCGUCGUCGGCCUCCUCGGCCGCAGUGAGCCCGGCCCCGAGUCCGGCCGCUGGCUUUGGCCGUGCCACCCAGCCCGCCGCCCAGCCCGCCGCCCAGCCCGCCGCUCAGCCCGCCGCUCAGCCCGCCGCCCAGCCCGCCGCCCAGCCCGCCGCUCAGCCCUCCACCCGGACGGCUGCCGCGCCAGCCCGGCCGCCGGCCGUGGCGGUCGCUGGCCCGGGUUUCCAGCCUGCCGAGGCGUCGCGCGCUCGGUCGCCGGCAUCCCCUGCCAGCGGGUCCGGCUCCCCGUCGGCUGCCUCCACCACUGGGGCGUCGGCCUCCUCUUCGCGCAGUGCCGAGGGCCUGACCUCCUUCCUCUUUUCGCGGCUGUCGGCCAUGACAACCGCCGCGGCGGAGAGCGCACGCGCGGCCACUGAGCAGGCAUCGCAGUAUGUCAAUCGCCAGCAGAUGCAGGAGCACUUCCACAAUGCCCUGUCGGCGGUUGCCUCGGUGACUGGCGGCGGUCCCGGGUCCCCGACCGGCCAGCCGUAUCAUCCCCCGCCGCACUUUGUCGCGCAGCUGGUCAGCAUGGGCUUCUCCGAGCCGAUGGCCAUCGAGGCGCUCAUUGCCCACCGGGGGAACAUUUCACAGGCGGUGGCCACGCUGACCCAGUUCGAGCAGACCGCCGAGGCGUUUACCGAUGCCCCGGCUCCGGCCCCGGCUCCGGCCCCUUCGCAGGUGGCGGCCGAGGCGUAUGCUCACGCGCAUCCGGAGGCCGAUCCGGCGCUGCUGCAUCAGCUUUGCGGCAUGGGCUUCAACAUCGAGCAGUCGCACGCUGCCCUGCGGUGGUCGGCUGAGGCCCUGGGCCCCGGGGCUUCGGCCGCACAUCUUCUCGAUGCUGCCAUCGACUAUCUGACCGCCUCCGCAGUUUCGGAGCCGCGCGCUGCCCCGGCCCCGGUGCCCGCCCCGCAGACCCACACCCCUGCCGGUGCCCGCCCCGUUGCCGCGACCGCCCCUGUGGCUGUUCCUGCCGCCGCCCCGGCCCCGGUCCCGGUGGUUGACCCGGCCCCCAAGGAUUCGGAUGUCCCGCUGCCGGAGGCCGUCACGGCCGAGCGUCAGCGCGGUAACGACCAGUUCCGCGCCGGUGACUACCAGGGCGCCAUUGUCUCCUAUUCGGCGGCGCUGGAUCAGCUGAAUGCCGGCACGCACCCGGCCACCCUGGUGUCGAUCCUCAACAACCGGGCCAUCUCGCGCCUGCGCACCCAGGACUAUGACCUGUGUGUGGCCGACUGCGAUGCCAUCCUUCGGGUGGAUGCCUUGAACUUCCGGGCACUCAUCCGUCGUGGCCAGGCGUACGAAUCGCUGGAAAAGCUGGACCCGGCGCUGGCGGACUUCCGGCGCGCGCGCGAGAUCAGCCCCCAGGAUAAGCAGGCCUCCGAUGGCAUGAACCGCGUCCAGCGGGCGCAGGCCAUGCUGAACAAGCGCCGGUCAUCGCCGGAAGCCAGCCGCUCGGCCUCGGCGUCAUCUUCCAGCGCCAGCCUGGCCACUCCGGCUGCUGCUGCUGCUGCUCCCGCGGCUGUGUCUGCCCCGGCUCCGACCCUCAGCAGUGCCGGCUUCGACCUGUCGGAAUUUGACACGCUUGGAUCUGCCCCCUCCGCCGGUCCUGCCAGCACCGCUGCCCCGACUGCCUUCGCCUCGAGUGCCUCCACGGCCCCCGUCAUCCCAGUUACCGCUGCCGAGGUCGAGUCUUCUGACGCCCUCAAGCGCAUGCGCGCGGCGGAAGAGCAGGCCGCUCAGAACUCGGCCGAGGCGGAUGCCGCCCUGCCACGCGUGCAGGCCACCCUCUCCGCCUGGAAGGACCCGCGAGUGGGGAACAUCCGUGCGCUGCUGUCCUCCGCUCACACGGUGGUCCCGGCCUCGAUCGAGUUCACCGCCAUCAGUUUGGCCGAUUUGAUGACGCCGGCUCAGAUCAAGCGCAGCUACAUGCGCGCCAUUGCCAGUGUCCACCCCGAUAAGGUGCACAAUGCCGACACCGCUGACAAGCUCCUGGCACAGGGUGUCUUCCAUGCGCUGAAUGAGGCGUACAACGCCUUCCGCGACCAGCAGUAACCGGUGGCCUUCCCGCUCCCUCUCCUCCCCUUGCUUUCCCCUCUUCCUCCCCCCCCCCCCCCCCC
Fonticula alba is the source of this 2543-nucleotide messenger RNA. RefSeq lists its product as hypothetical. Lineage: Eukaryota; Rotosphaerida; Fonticulaceae. The coding region runs from base 1 to 2478 and encodes 825 amino acids. The record is from RefSeq and is a predicted model, not a curated record. Gene Ontology annotation, molecular function: heat shock protein binding. Gene Ontology annotation, cellular component: mitochondrion; cytosol. The transcript is spliced from 4 exons.